UGAUGACUUGAGAAUCGUGUUUUAUUUUUCACACGGACAAUAAUAACGGGAACAGAGAUGGCGGCGUCCCUGCUCAGGUUAGGGCGACUCGGGUCUCUCAAGUGUCUCCUGCGUGAAAGCUGGGGCACACAGAGGACCCCAUUUGUUGCAGCACUCUGCACUAAAGCGGAUGUCCCACCCAAAACAGCAAAAAAGGCCAAGGCUGCAAGUAAGAAAAAAGCCCAAGAGAAAGCCCCGGAGCCAGAGCCUGAACCUUUUGACAACACCACGUACAAGAACCUGCAGCACCACCUCUACAACAUGUACACCUUUGCUGAUAUGGAUGUAGAAAUGUCUAAACAUCGUCUGCCCCAGCCUUCCUCAGGCAGACCCUCGCCCAGUCACUGAUGUCUCGCAGCGUGGCCUGCAGUCUCGCUAUUUUUGUCCACAAUCAUGUAUCUUCCCCAUGUUCCUUUGUUCUUUAGAGAGCUUAUUAACAAAUCCUAAGCUUUACGCUAGAAUUCUGUUAUUUUGGAAUUAAAUAUGCAAUUUUACUUCUUUAGAGUGGUUUUGGUUUGGUUAUUUUUAUUUAUUUAUUUCAAUUUAGCUAUGCAAUGGGAUCUAAAAUCCAGUUUUUUUUUUUUUUUUUUUAAUCAGGUAGGAUCUUGAAGUUGUUGCCAUCUAUAGGAGGCAAUAUGAAUAGUGCUGUGAAUGCAUUUCAUUGCUUGUGUUUGGCACACUUUGCUCAUUAUUCCUAUGAGGCUUAUUGCUGUCAUGGUGUUACAUUAUAAGUGUAAGAUUUCUAGCCAUUAUUGCAAAUAAAAAAUCAGACAUAUUGCUGUAAAAAUAAAUGCAUGAAACAUUGUAUGGAAAUAUAAGCAUACGUUUGUAUUUCAGACACUUGAAAACGUGUUGCUAAAAUAUAAUGGAUAAUUUUUGUGGUAGGUCCUUUGAAAAUGUUGGCAAGCAAGUAAAAAUCUUUGUUGGAAAAAAUACUUUAUUCCGUGGAACAAAAAAUUAGAUGUUUGGGAAAAUGAUAGCCUCAGUCACCAUUUACUCUCAUUGCAUGGAAAUAAAUGCAGUAAACGUGAAUGGUGACUAAGGAUAACAUUCACAUAAGGAAGCCAUAGGGGUUUGGAACAACAUGAGGGUGCAUAAUGUUCACUUUUUGGAGAAAAAAAGAAUCACUUUUUAUUUUUAUUCUAUUUUCUAUUAUUAUCUCUGACUUUGCUGUAUUGUUUAUGCACUGGAAGCUUCUGUCAUCAAGACAAAUUCCUUGUAUGUGUAAGCAUACUUGCCAAUAAAGCUCAUUCUGAUUCUAAA
Myxocyprinus asiaticus (Chinese sucker) is the source of this 1302-nucleotide messenger RNA. RefSeq names its product NADH dehydrogenase [ubiquinone] flavoprotein 3, mitochondrial-like. The transcript has 3 exons. The coding region runs from base 58 to 387 and encodes 109 amino acids. The record is from RefSeq and is a predicted model, not a curated record. Gene Ontology annotation, biological process: mitochondrial ATP synthesis coupled electron transport. Gene Ontology annotation, cellular component: mitochondrion. NCBI's taxonomy places the organism in Eukaryota, Metazoa, Chordata, Actinopteri, Cypriniformes, Catostomidae.